AGGCCGACAGCCAAGAUGGUGCUCAAAACUCUCAAGAGACUCAGUCCGUAUAGGGCGGCGACAGUUCUGGACAAUAUGGUCAUGAUGAUGGAGCGCUACUCGAAUCGACUGGAAGAGAUCGUGGCGGAGAGAACAGCAGAGCUGGAGGAAGAGAAACACAGAACAGAUCAACUUCUCUACAAAAUGUUACCACAGACAGUGGCCGAUGUGUUGAAAUCGGGGAAUCACGUGAAGGCGGAAUAUUAUGAAUCCGUGACUGUCUUCUUUUCCGACAUCGUAGGAUUCACGGACCUCGCAGCAGAAAGUUCACCUUUGGAGAUCGUUGAAUUUCUGAAUUCACUAUAUUCUAAUUUUGAUGACAUUAUCCAGCGAUUUGACGUCUACAAGGUGGAAACAAUAGGGGACGCCUACAUGGUGGCGAGUGGACUUCCGGUUCGUAAUGGCGACAAGCACGUGACUGAAAUGGCCGACAUGGCGCUGUCCCUGGUGCACUGCGUGCUAGAGUUUGAAAUUCCACACCGACCGGAGAGACAACUUCAGAUCAGAGCAGGUCUGCACACCGGCUCUGUUGUAGCUGGUGUCGUUGGCCUGACAAUGCCGCGAUACUGUCUGUUUGGUGACACAGUGAACACGGCAUCCAGGAUGGAAUCGAACGGAAAACCUCAACGUAUUCACAUCAGCCCAGAAACUGAGAGGGUGUUGCGGCAGAAUUCAAAAUACCAAAUUAAACAAAGGGGCCAGGUUCUUAUUAAGGGAAAAGGCACAAUGGAAACGUACUGGCUUGUUGGGAAAGAAGGUCUGUUUGACAUAUCAACGACAACUGCAGACGACGGAAUCUGUAUAGUGCACAACAGUGAAGCGAAACAAUCUAAAUGUAGAGGUCCGUUCGAGGCUCCAGAUGAAGAGACAGCUAGUAUUGUGCCUCUCAAAUGUGACUCUCGAAACUCGGACCGUAUCGACUGA
Gigantopelta aegis is the source of this 963-nucleotide messenger RNA. Its product is annotated as atrial natriuretic peptide receptor 1-like. NCBI's taxonomy places the organism in Eukaryota, Metazoa, Mollusca, Gastropoda, Neomphalida, Peltospiridae. Gene Ontology annotation, molecular function: guanylate cyclase activity; peptide receptor activity. Gene Ontology annotation, biological process: cGMP biosynthetic process; intracellular signal transduction; receptor guanylyl cyclase signaling pathway. The record is from RefSeq and is a predicted model, not a curated record. The coding region runs from base 16 to 963 and encodes 315 amino acids. The transcript is spliced from 8 exons.